AUGGCGGAUGCAGACGAGGAUGUUAUCCCGCGUGGUCCAGACGUUGGAGACAUUGACCUCUCGGAUGAGACACAAGAUUUCCGCUUCCUCUUGAACUUCUCUAGCGAUGAUGCAAAGAUUCCAAAGAGAGGCGAAAAGGAUUUCGAGCCUCAUCACACUAACAAACAAUCGGACUCUCUGGCCGCAUCGAGAGAUGCUAUGCAUACUGCUCUGUCGUUCCAGCGCGUUCAUCAAUCAAAGAAAUAUGUCCUUGCGCACUACCAUCCGGAAAGUAAUAUGGUCUAUACAGAGGAUCCCAAAGGACCAUUGUUCAAGACUAUGGGCAAGGUCUUCCCUGGCAAGGAAGAUCCGCUAGGUCCUCGUACAGCUGGCGAGAACAGAAUUUGGCUACUUCCGGAAGAAGUGAUAUACCUUCUCGAGCGAGGUACGAUCGACGUCAGGUGGCCUGUUGACGAAGAUGAUGAAGGUGGUGAGGGACUGCCGAUGAGUCUUCAAGGCGCAUACGCUGCUUUCUUAGGAAUGGAAGGUACUGCUGGAGGCGCCUUGACCUUCGAGAGAUACUCUGUGUAUUCUGGCCUGAAGAGGUCAGGUUAUACAGUCCACAGAGCGCCAAGCUGGGAUAGUCCAGGCGAGGAGCCUUCAGCCAACUGCUAUCCGCCCACGCAAGGCACAUCCUGGACGGUGGGUUUGCUGAGAGACAAGUGGCGAGGCCUGUUCAUUCCCCGUUCUGCCACCGAGAUCGAGCAAAAGACUGGCCCAUUGGUAACACCUGGACUAUAUCGCAACUAUGCUCAAAUAUAUCGUCGUUUGGCAAUCGUCCCCAGCUACGAUCCGUCAACCAGAGCGCAAGGUUCUGCGGCGACGACAGAUCCUGCCUUCAGGAUUACCUACCAUCUUUGGAAGCCUGGCUCCACGACCUACAAGAAGAGCGACCCCGGUACACCCGACUUCCGUAUCGCAGUCAUCAAUGCUCGAGAGACGUCGUUCCCAACAGUUGCUCAAUUGGGUGCUUUGAUAGACACACAACCAUACCAGCCGCCUCGACAAGACGCGCAAUUGUACCAGAAGCUGCGUAGUGGAUACAAGAGCGUCAUCCUGGCUGUUGUGGACCAGGGUGUCACCAGCUACUUGAGACUCGCAGACGCUGGAUUUAGCAGAGAGAAGCUGUUCGACCGUAAGCCACCAGCCGCAAGAAAAGGUGGAAAGGGUGGAAAUUGGAAGAAGCACAAGCGAUAG
This is a messenger RNA of Aureobasidium subglaciale EXF-2481, 1236 nucleotides long. RefSeq lists its product as uncharacterized. NCBI's taxonomy places the organism in Eukaryota, Fungi, Ascomycota, Dothideomycetes, Dothideales, Saccotheciaceae. The coding region runs from base 1 to 1236 and encodes 411 amino acids. The record is from RefSeq and is a predicted model, not a curated record. Gene Ontology annotation, cellular component: tRNA-intron endonuclease complex. The transcript is spliced from 3 exons. Gene Ontology annotation, biological process: tRNA-type intron splice site recognition and cleavage.